AUGCCGAUAACUACUGUGGGUGUCGGUGCCGCAGUUACUCCAACUGUUGUCAAGACCUGUAUAUCGCAUUAUACGAAUCGCAAGCCGCGACGACACAAGCCCACUGCCCACAUUUCGUACGACGAAGGCCUCCAUCUAAUACGCCGAUUCCUCGAUUAUGCCUCGCACCACACCCUGGAAGACUUGCAAAGCUUCACGGGACAAUGGGUGCCGAGCCCGUCCUGGGUUAGGACUGAAAGUGUCACAAUCGACCAGGAACACAUAGACAAGUCGGCGAAGACCAUUGCGGACCAACUGGGCCCGACUGGCAUCGAACAAAUAGGAGGCACAAAAUGGUGGCAAUGGCGGUCAGGCGGAACCGACUUAAAGGCAGAAUGGAUCGAGAUGCGCGCCCACUACAAUGAGCAAAAGCGCAACGGGACCAAAAGCCGACGGAUCAUGCUGUACAUUCAUGGCGGUGCAUAUUUCUUUGGUAGUGUCGAUGAACACCGUUACCAGAUGCAGAGACAUGCUCGAAAACUGAAAGCCCGUGUAUUUGCGCCCAAGUACAGGCUCGCACCACAGUAUCCCUUCCCAUGUGGUCUUCAGGAUUGUCUAGCGGCGUAUCUGUACCUGCUGACUCUACAUGCGCCGUCCGAAAUCAUUCUAGCUGGAGACUCUGCAGGUGGUGGUAUGGUAGUGUCCAUACUGUGCCUACUCCGUGAUCAGGGGAUGCCUCUGCCUGCUGGUGCAGUGCUGAUAUCGCCUUGGGUCGAUUUGACGCAUUCUUUCCCAAGCUGUGCCGGAAAGGCUGACUUGGACUACAUUCCUGAUCACGGGUUCAUGCACAAACCGUCCGCUUCGUGGCCGCCUCCAAGCGACGAUGAACUAAUAAAGAUCAAUCAACUGGCGAAAGCCGGUGAUGGGUCGGUCGUAGAAGAUCCUAAGUCUUCUGGAGCCGAACCCCCGCCUUCAACCUCUCCGAUCCAGCACCAGGACACCAGCCCAAACAAUGCCGUUCCGACAAAAGGAGGUGGAGAGGUCUUGCCAGGGCCGCAGCUUCAACUUACAAUUGAGCUGGAUGGGAAAACAGUAGUCCUCAAGGACCAAAUACAGAUGUACACGACUAACCAAUUGCUGGCACACCCUCUCGUAUCACCUGUUUUGCAGCCUUCUUUAGGUGGGCUUCCUCCAGUAUCGAUCCUUACGGGCGGAGGAGAAAUUUUACGUGAUGAGCAGAUUUAUCUUGCUCACAAAAUGGCGAAUCCUGCAAAGCAUCCCCUUGGAAAACCUUACCGAUCACGAUACGACCCGGAUGACAGGAUCUUGAAGAUGUAUAGGCCGACACCGGUUCAAUUACAGGUGUGGGACGAUCUUUGCCAUGUUGCACCUACACUGUCUUUCACGCGGCCGGCGAAGUACAUGUACAGGUCGAUUGCUCAAUUUGGAGCUUGGGCCCUAGCAAGAGCCCAAAGGAGAGCAAUCGAAAUUCUGGAUGACGACAGCAUCUCAAUCAUUUCCACAGAGAGCGACUCUGCGUCUGCGGAUGGCGACUCGGAAGUGGUGCAAGGGAACAAGGUCGGUCUAGAUCCCAGCAAGACAAUAGGUUUUGUUGGUCGAGCAGGAGAGCCUCUUCCCCCAUUCCAGAACCACAUGCUGCGUCAACGGGUCGAUAGAAGUGGUAAGAUAUACCCUCUCUCUGAGCCACACGAUCUUCCUGCGCUUCAGAUGCACCCUGAUGAGGUAGGGGUGGUCAAGCAGGGCCCCGUGAGAAAGUGGCUUGAAGCUAGAAAGGUCUGGGAUGCCAAAUACGCACAUGUUAGUCGGAAGGUACAGAAAGAGCGGACCAGGGCUUUGGCUAACGGUGAGAUCAAACCUUUCGAAAGUGGAGAACGACCUCCUGCAUGCGCGCUUGCCAGUCGCCGAACGGACCGAGACCUUGUGGUCAAGAAGAAGCGUAAGAGCAACUUGUUGUUCAUGUGGUCAAUGUGGGGAAGCAAGCACGACGAGAUGACCCUCAAGCGAGAAGCAGAGGCCGAAGACAGCCAACCAGCUCAUCUCGACCGAGAAGUAUCUGCGACACCACCACAAGGUGUGGUGAUUGGGCACGUCGAAGGGACUCCAUUGGGACCCGAAGAGAAACCAGCAUCUUCGAGAGCUCGCAGUUCCACUGGUGGGAGGAGCAUGAGUUCGAAGCGCCGGGCUAGUGAGGGUCGUGGACGAGGUCGAGCACGAACUAUUUCGGUGGCUGAUAAAGGGCAAGUUGACAGUCAGCAUCUACCACCCGCUGUAGAAGAGUCACAACCAGCGGCACCGUCGAUGACUACUUCUGGGAAUCCUACAAUCCUCGCAACGACGACAUCUCUCGAGGCCCAUGACGGUCGAGCGCAAUCUCCUGUUUCCUCGCUGCUGUCAGCGGGGUUCAUUCCCAAGUUCAAGACGGCAUCUCAUCUGCGCGAUGACUCGGCCAGCAUAAAGACAGGCAAGAGUCUUGGUGUUGCGAGUGACGACGCGAGUACUCGAGCAUUAUUUGCUGAAGCAGGCGUUGCCUCGGAGAUCGACAAUGAGUCUACGGUGCUCGAUUCGAGAUCAGUAAGGCCCAGUGCAAGGCCGGGAAGUCCAUUGGCGAGCGACUUUGCAACCUGGACUCCAGGUGAUGAUGGCGAUGACGACGAGUUUAGGACGAAUGGCCAAGGCCCCCACGAUGGAUCAGACACACCCCGAAGCCAUCGGAGUCUCGAGCGUCUGCAGAGUCAUCAGCAAGAUGAAGGAAUGGGUCGAUUACAGCCUCUAAGGAGUCCUAGCUCGACUGCUGUCGUCAGAGCGGCCGGUGUCGUCGAUAUAGUACCCGCUGGUGAAGCCGACAAGAAUGGUUCCACAGCUAAAGGGGAGGAUAUACUGAACGGCACCGACACCAACGGCACAACCGACGUCGAGAAGGUGUCAAGACCAAAACUAUACGAUCGUGCCGACACGGCAUUCAAGACAGCCAUGGAAAACCCAGUGUAA
Exophiala spinifera is the source of this 2988-nucleotide messenger RNA. RefSeq lists its product as uncharacterized. The transcript has 2 exons. Bases 1 to 2988 code for a protein of 995 amino acids. The record is from RefSeq and is a predicted model, not a curated record. Gene Ontology annotation, molecular function: hydrolase activity. Lineage: Eukaryota; Fungi; Ascomycota; Eurotiomycetes; Chaetothyriales; Herpotrichiellaceae.